CCUCCCCCUUCACCCCGGCUCCCGGUGCCCGUCUCCAGCGCCGCCGGAGCCAGCGAGGGAGCUGGAGGGAGCAGGAGGAGGAGGAGGAGGAGGCCGCGUCGCCGCCGCUCGGAGCCCGGCCGGAGCCUCCCAGGCAGGUACAUGGUUCGGGUCCGAGCUGUGGUGAUGGCCCGAGAUGACUCCAGUGGGGGCUGGCUGCCUGUGGGGGGCGGGGGCCUCAGCCAGGUGAGCGUGUGUCGGGUCCGAGGGGCCAGGCCCGAGGGGGGGACCCGCCAGGGGCACUACGUCAUCCACGGGGAGCGCCUCCGGGAUCAGAAAACCACCCUGGAAUGCACCCUGAGGCCAGGCUUGGUUUACAACAAAGUGAACCCCAUCUUCCACCACUGGAGCUUGGGUGACUGCAAGUUUGGGCUGACGUUUCAGAGUCCCGCUGAGGCUGAUGAGUUCCAGAAGAGCCUACUGGCUGCCCUGGCUGCCUUGGGCCGAGGCUCGCUCACCCCCUCCUCUUCCUCCUCCUCCUCCCCUUCCCAGGACACCGCAGAGACCCCCUGCCCUCUGACGUCCCACGUGGACAGCGACUCCUCCUCCAGUCAUAGCCGCCAGGAGAUGCCUCCCACUGCCGCAGCCCCCAUUGCCACGGUGGAGUCUGCCUCUGUCUUCGGGCCCACCACGCCGCCCCAGCGCCGCUGCUCCUUGGCUCAGAGCUACCCUCCGCUUCUGCCGUUUACGGGGAUUCCGGAGCCCUCAGAUCCUGUGGCUGGGGCAGGAGGCCCGGGCUGGGGUGGCCGCGGCUAUGAGGAUUACCGACGCUCUGGACCACCCGCGCCCCUCGCCCUGUCCACCUGUGUUGUGCGCUUUGCCAAGACUGGCACGUUGAGGGGUGCAGCCCUGGGUCCCCCAGUGUCAUUACCUGCCCCUCUUACCGAGUCUACGCCCCCAGCACCCCCGGCUCGCCCACCCCCGGGCCCCACCCCUGCACCAGCCAAGGCCUCCCCAGAGGCGGAGGAGGCUGCGCGCUGUGUGCACUGCCGAGCGCUCUUCCGCCGCCGUGCGGAUGGGCGUGGGGGCCGCUGCGCCGAGGCCCCAGAUCCGGGUCGCCUGCUGGUGCGACGUCUCAGCUGCCUGUGGUGCGCCGAGAGCUUGCUCUACCAUUGCCUGUCAGAUGCCGAGGGUGACUUCUCGGACCCGUGCGCCUGCGAGCCGGGCCACCCGCGCCCUGCUGCGCGUUGGGCAGCGCUGGCUGCGCUCUCACUGGCCGUACCCUGCCUCUGCUGCUAUGCGCCCCUGCGUGCGUGCCAUUGGGUUGCGGUUCGAUGCGGCUGCGCAGGCUGUGGGGGUCGCCACGAGGAAGCUGCGCGAUGAGGACCAGCUGGCAGGUCUGGUGGCAGGACCAGGAACCCAGCAUUGAGAGUCCAGGAUCCCAGACUUGGACUCGGUUUGAACAUAGAAUUCAAACCAUGGCACAUUUGGAACUUGGAGCUUGAGUUUGAACUGAGAGAUCCCAGACCUGGAGCCUGGGCCCAAACCUGGGACUGAUGACCUUACACCUAGCAUCAUUAGGAUGUC
Messenger RNA from Octodon degus (degu), 1566 nucleotides. It is a transcript of the gene Spred3, whose product is annotated as sprouty related EVH1 domain containing 3. The coding region runs from base 142 to 1362 and encodes 406 amino acids. NCBI's taxonomy places the organism in Eukaryota, Metazoa, Chordata, Mammalia, Rodentia, Octodontidae. The record is from RefSeq and is a predicted model, not a curated record. Gene Ontology annotation, molecular function: protein kinase binding. Gene Ontology annotation, cellular component: membrane. The transcript is spliced from 6 exons. Gene Ontology annotation, biological process: multicellular organism development; negative regulation of MAPK cascade.